AUGGUAGAAGAGGUCCCAGAUGUCACCAGAAUCCUAGGCGGUAUAUAUGUGGGCAGUGUGAAGCCUAUCGUGAACCACACGCCUCUAAAGGGCAUGUUCAACAUCACGCAUAUACUCUCGGUGCUGAAGUUCACCGUGAUCCCAGAGUACUUGGUCAGAAAGGGCUACACGCUCAAGAACAUAGCCAUCGACGACGACGAGAGCACCGACAUACUGCAGUACAUCAACGAGUCCAACCGGUUCAUUGACCAGUGUUUGUUCCCGCACGAGGAAGAAUACGACCCUCGCAAGGUCGACUUCCGCAAGAAGAAGCAGCAUGGAAGCGUAUACAUCCACUGCCAGGCCGGGGUUUCGCGGUCGGUCUCCUUUACUAUUGCGUACCUGAUGUAUCGCUACGGGCUCGACCUCAAGUCCGCGCUCCACGCGGUGAAGCGCAGGCGCCCAGAGGCGCAGCCGAACGACGGCUUCAUGGAGCAGCUGCGCAUCUUCGAGGAGAUGGGCGGCCAGUACGUCGACACAGCGCUGCCGCGCUACCGCCAUUGGGUGCUGCAGGCCUCGCUGCAGGCAGACCCGACCGGCAGCGGCAUCCUGGCGAGGGAGGAGACCUACCGCGGCGACGGCGAGGAGGACCUACAGUCGCUUUCGACCGAGGACCGCCACAAGCUCACAAUGCUGCGUUGCAAGAAGUGCCGCCAGCGGCUCGCGCUCUCGACCGCAUUCAUCCAGCACGAGCCGCCUAGCGCGGAGUCCAGCGAGGGCCACUUCAUCCGGCGCGCCGCCGGCAGCAGGCGCAUCAUCGACAUCCAGCAGUCGCAGGACCAGUGCUCGCACUUCUUCGUCGAGCCCCUGAACUGGAUGAAGGCUGAGCUGCAAGGCAAGCAGGAGCUGGAGGGAAAGUUCUCCUGCCCUAACUGCACGCAGAAGGUCGGCGGCUACAACUGGAAGGGCUCCCGUUGCAGCUGCGGCAAGUGGAUGAUCCCCGCCAUCCACCUGCAGGCCGCCAAGGUCGACCAGGUCGACGCCGCGCGCCUCGCGCUGCCGAACCUCGUCAACUUCGAAACUAAGCAAUGA
Eremothecium gossypii ATCC 10895 is the source of this 1071-nucleotide messenger RNA. It is a transcript of the gene YVH1, whose product is annotated as tyrosine protein phosphatase YVH1. Gene Ontology annotation, biological process: protein dephosphorylation. The transcript has a single exon. Gene Ontology annotation, cellular component: nucleus. NCBI's taxonomy places the organism in Eukaryota, Fungi, Ascomycota, Saccharomycetes, Saccharomycetales, Saccharomycetaceae. Gene Ontology annotation, molecular function: protein tyrosine/serine/threonine phosphatase activity. The coding region runs from base 1 to 1071 and encodes 356 amino acids. The record is from RefSeq and is marked provisional.